Dalotia coriaria is the source of this 1440-nucleotide messenger RNA. RefSeq names its product venom acid phosphatase Acph-1-like. The transcript is spliced from 4 exons. The record is from RefSeq and is a predicted model, not a curated record. Gene Ontology annotation, biological process: dephosphorylation. Gene Ontology annotation, molecular function: phosphatase activity. Bases 16 to 1173 code for a protein of 385 amino acids. Lineage: Eukaryota; Metazoa; Arthropoda; Insecta; Coleoptera; Staphylinidae.
AUAAUAAUUACAAACAUGAUGUUUUAUCAAGUUUUGAUAGGUGUUUCGUGCAUUUCUUUCUGUGUGAUAUCAGUUGAUGCACUUCCAGGUUAUUUAGAAGCAAUACUAAAGCAUAAAUUGAAGGAUCUGAUUAUAAAUAAAGUCAAUCAACACGUUGACAAAAGUUUUAAAGACACGCUAGUUUUAACAUCAGUUGUAUUUCGACAUGGUGACAGAAUUCCGGAACUACAAACUGGCUAUCCUAACAAUCCGUAUGUGAAUGAUACAUUUUUUCCAUACGAUUAUGGUGAUUUAACUUUGGCUGGUCAAAGAACAUUGUACAACAAAGGACUCGAACUUCGCAAACGUUACAAUGACUUUCUAGGAGAGAUAUACUUUAAUGAUUUAGUAGAAUCUGUUUCUUCGAGUUAUAGACGAUGUCAGAUGUCGUUGCAAGCUUUGCACACCGGAUUGUUUGGAGGAUUAGAAGAUGUUCCUAUCAAAAACAUUUCAUGGCAUGCUGUACCUUAUUUUAUUAUACCACCAGAGCAGGAUAAUACUUUAUCUAUUCAAUUAACUUGUCCAUUUAUGAUGGACAACAUUAAAUAUCCAGAUUUGAACAAAAUAGAUGCUGAAACAAAGACGUUUUUUCAAACUUUAAAGCAAUGCUCAGGAUUUGAACAAGUUGGAUAUCGACAAGCAUUAUUAGUUUAUGAUUACCUAAAAACUUCAUCAGAACAAGGAUUACAAAUACCAGAUGAUUUUAAAAGUAUCUAUCCUGAACCGUUACGAAAAUAUGCCAUGCAAGAUUGGAACAUGUUUACUUCGCAAACCGUUGGAUUAAUUGGCCCAUUGGUAAAACUCAUUACUGAUAACGCUGUUGCUAAAGCUAGCAACACUUUAGAACCGCCGGGAAGGAAAAUGUUUCUCUACGCUGGUCAUGAUUUGAACGUUUAUUAUCUGCUGCAGGCUUUGAAUGUUUGGGAAGGCGAAGAGAUGUUAUACGGUGCUUAUAUCAUCAUUGAAGUGCAUAAUAUCCGAGGAACUUACGGAUUUAAAGUAUUAUUGCAAAAUGGCUACAACGAGCCUAGAUUGUUGAACAUUACUGGUUGUGGCACAUUCUGUCCUCUUUCAAAAUUUGUUCAACUCUCGGAUAACUUGAUGAAAUUAAAUCAGCAAAUGAUUUGUACAUAAAUGCUAAAAUUGUUUUAUUCAGCAGUUAGAAGUUUAACUUAACAGUUGUUAAGAGUUGUAUUGGUUGCCUAAGUAUAACAGAAACUCACAAAUGAAGCUAACUAAAAUUAAUUCCAUUAUGUACAAAGUGAUUUGUCCUGUAGAACUACCGACGAGAACAGUUUGCUCUGGUGCCAUUUUAUAUACUUAAAAAAGAAUAUUUUUUGAUUAUGUAUUUUACCUUGUUGUAUAAACCAUGUAAUGAAUAUAAAUAAUACUAUAAUGUAA